AUGUAUUCAAAUAAUAGCUCAAGAUUUUAAUCUGAAAAUAACAGUGGUGGAGAUGAAGGGUCAAAUAUGACCUUUGCUCAUAAUAAAAAGGGAGGACCUACUUUAGAAUCUGUAGAAAGCCCAAGGUUUAAUGAUGAUAAAAUUAGACUAAGCACUAAGUCUUCUCAGUAGAAUAAUUCAAAAAAUUAAAGCGCUCUUAUGGGUCAAUAUUCAAAUGACUCCUCACUUAUGAAUUCACAAAUAGCAAAUAACAGUAAUUAUGAAUUUACUCAGAGCAAAGGAUAUUAGUAAGGAAACAGCUUAACUGAAAGUUUGUAAAGAUAUAAAAAUAUGAUGAAUUAGAUCUAGCAAAAAGACAAUACAAUUUAAAGUGAAAAGUUUGACAUAUUAUCAGACUAAAAAGUAGGUAUAAAACCAAGCACUUACAUAGAAAGAAAAACAGAGUCAACUAAUAUUCCUUUAACAACUGCAGGCAGUAAUUUUAAUAUGAGUGGUUCACAAAACAGUUCAAUUUAAUCAACACAAAAAAAAUUAAAACAAUCGAAUUUGCAAUAUGGAACAAAUCGCUUAGAAGAUAUAGAAGAUAUUGAAAAUUAUGAUAGCAGCAAUAAUGAAGAAAGUGGAGUUGCAGAUUAAUUAAGAAAGCUGAGAGAAAAGGAUUAUUUUGAAGACACUGAAAGUGAAUAGUCUUUUGAUAGAGAACUUAAUACGCGCUUAAAAAUGAUAGAAGUAAAAAAGAAGCUUAUGAAUACUAGUGUUAGCUCAAGUAAUUUCAAUAGUGCUGUUUAACAAAAUAAUCUAAAUUAACAUGCCUCUGUAAAUAGCAGUAUCAACAGUUCUUAGGCAUUUAAUCAGUUGGAAUCAUCUAAUUCUAAACUAAACGUACAUUAGGGAACAAAUAAAACAGCUGGAUUGAUAAUUGGUGGAAAGAAGAAUUAAAAUAUUUUACAAAAUAAUUCUUUAUAUAAUGAAUUAAUAGAAAAAAAAAGUCCUUAAAUUCAAGAAAGCAGCAAUUAUUAAAAUAAUAAAAUGGCAAAAAUUUGGGAAAAUCAUCUUAAUUAGUUUUUAGAUUCUUCGAAUGGUGGGUAAAAGCAGCUUAACAUGAGUGGAAACUCUCUUUAAAACCAGUAAAAUAACUACUAAAUAUAAUAGGACUUUGCUUAACCCUAAUAAAAUAAUACAAGUAUUGAUGAACAUAAUAUUUCUAAUUAAUCUUCUAUGCUUCGAGCAUCAAGACUGGAUUAAUCAGAGUAACUUGUUAACAACAACUAGUAAUCUGUAUUAGGAAUAAAUUCACGCUUUUAAAACAGUACUCUAUAGAGCAGAUACUCUUUUAUAGAAAAUGAUUAAUCUCGAAACUAACCCAACAAGAGUUUGGAUAAUAGUGAUAAAAAGAAUAUAUCAAGAACCAUCUACAAUAGUAGCAGAAAUAACAAUAAUAUGAUUUUGGUUGGUAGAUUUAUAGGCUCCGGAUAGAAUAGUUAGCAUAUUGCUCCUUUACCUAUUCAUAAUAAAUCUAAUAGCAAUAUUAAUAUUAGUAAUGUUCUUACAGAUAAUAUAACUGAUAGAAAAACUGAUAAUGCAAUAAAUAUCAACUAAAAGAACUCAUUCAUUUAAGAAAAAAAUGUUAUUAAUAAGAGUAAUUUCUUAGAUGAUCAGAGCAUAAUUCAUCAAAAAGGAUAAUCUAUAGGGGCAUAUUAGCUCAAUGAAAAUAAUGAAAUUUCAUAAAUAUCUGCUUUAGACCAUAUUUAGAAUGUAGAGGAACAUGAGUAUUAGGAUUAACAAGGUCACAUGAACAACUUUUAAUACUAAUAUUAAGAUCAAAAUUUUCAACAUUAAAAUUAAACAAGCCCUGUUUAAAAUUAAGAAGAGUUAACUGAAUACUCUUAAAGUGCGAUAUCCAACAGUGAAAUUAAGCUUAAUGCUUAGCAAUAAAAUAAUUUAUUCGCAAAAAAGAAUAAUUUUAAUUAAAGUAAAAACAACAGAUAAAAUACAUCAUCUCAUUAAAAUUCUCACCAAUAAAACCUAAAUCAAUAAUAAGUAAAUGUAUAAAAUUUAAAAUAUAAUUUAGAUAACUUAAAUAAUAAGCAAGUUUACAAUUAAGAAUAAGACAAUCAAGUUUAAAAAUUUGUAACACUUUCUCAAGAUUUUGAUGAGCAAAGCCUCUACAUAUAAAAAUAAAACGAAGUACAAAUUUAAUAAAAUCAAUAAGAAUAAAUGUUAGCAGGAUAAAAAUUACAAAGAAACUUAUUCCAAUAAGACUCGAUCAUAGAUAAUUCUCAAGACGAAAAUAAUUAAUUGCCAAACUCAAAAGAGAGAUAAUUUACUUCUAAAUUUGAAACGAAAUCUAAUAAUGAAAGUUUUGUGAGCAAUAAUAGCUACUAGUAGAAUUAAUAUUACUUAUAUGAUAAUUAAAAAACACUAUAGAGUGCAGAAUAAGCUGCAAAGAGUUCUACUACAGGACUAACAUAUUCUUAAAAAUAACAAAGCAUAUCAUCAAUGUAAUCUCCUCCUAAUUUAAAUAAUUAUAACUUUAGAGAUUAAUAACACUUUGAACACGAAAUAUAGAGAGAAAAAUUUAUAGAGCAAAUAGAGGAAGUUAUAAGCAACUAGGAAACAAAGCAAUUUUUAAUCAAGCACUUUGCUUAAAACUACAAUUCUUUUGAUAACAGUAUUUAUUUUGUACACUUCCUUGACUUAAUAGCAAGUGAGUUUGGAGACAUAGUUAAAUUUGAUGAAGAUAUAGAUAAGAUCUAGUUUGAAGAAAUCCUUUAAACAAAGUUAACAACAAAUGACGAAGAAAAGAUAUCAUUAAAUGCUUUGUAAAUUUUCACAAAAGAUGGUGGAUUGAGAGAAAGAAUCACAAGCAUAGCUUAAUCAAUAAAAAAUGAUUCAAAAUAAAGAGAAAAGGAUAACAUUAAUAGGAAAAUAUUCUAAGAAAUUAAUAGUUUAAGCAAAAUUUUAGAAUAAAAAAGCAAAGAGCUUGCAAAAAAAGAAAAGUCAUUGAUUGAACGUGAGCAGAAUCUAAAGUAAAAAGAAUAAGAUUUUAAGAGUAUAUUGAAAGGAGAAUACGAUGUAAUGAUUUUCAGUUUAGAUGAAGCAGUCAAAGAGAGAAGUAUUGAAGUCAACAAAAAAAUUAUUUAAUUAGAAAGAAAUCUCAAAAAUAAAAUGAAAAUCAUAGAAACCAAAUCAAAAGAAAUUAAGUAGAUUACAUCUAACUCUUCUGCAAAUGCAGACAAGUUUAAAUCAAAAUUAGCUGCUUAAGAAAAACAAGCUGAAUUCUUAAAAAUUAAAACCUAAGAUUUAGAAAAGAAAUAUGUUAUAGAACAAGAAAAAAAUGCAACUCUUUAGUCGAAAUAUGACAAUCUCUUAAAGAAGCAUAAAGAUUUAGAAAAAUAUAUAAAAGAACUACAAGGUAAUAUGUAAUAAUUAAAUAAUCUUAGAUAAUAACGAGUCAGUCACAGUCCUGAUGCUAACGCUCCUCUUUCAUACUCAGAAUCAGGAAUUGAAUCAUAGUUCAGAUAAUCAGAAGGAACAAAUAAGAGAAAUGCUUCUUCUAACGUUGGCCAGAACGCUGAUAUGCCUUCUCCUAUUAAAAUUGAUUCAAUGGAUGAAGAUGAGCUUAAAAUGGGAGAAAUAACUAUAAAUGAAAUAAACUAAGCUCUUCAUAAUGGAAUUAAUUAAUGGAAUAACACGGAUUUAAAGGGAAGCCAAAAUACUGGAUUAAUAGUAGGUAAGAAGAAAAUAGGAGGAAGUUCCACUACAGCUCAAUCUACUACAGGUACAGCUUUGAAGAAAAAGAGUCCAAUAGGUCCUAUGGGAGCUAGUACAACAACAGAUGAAGAAGUAAAAGUAUUGAUGAGUGUAGUUUAAAUAAUAAUGAAUAACAUUAAGACUACUCUUCCACUGAUUAUAAAUAUGAAUAAUAAAGGCUAAAAUGAUUCUAUUCAUCAAUUAAGUGAGAGUUGCAUAGAUUUAAGUAUUGCUGCUGCUAAAAACUCUUAAAUCGAUGUUGGUGAAUUUCUUUAUCCAUGUUUUAAUAAUCUUGUUAGUAAUCUUGUUGAAAUUAUUCCUUCUCUUUUAGUAAAAUAAUGCAGCCCCAAGCAUCUUUAUGGGAUAGUUGAUCUCAUGUUUAGAGCUAUUAGCUUCAAAUUUAGAUAUACACAAUAUUAAAAAUAAAAUAAAAAACCAAUGCAAAAUUCUAUUCUUUCAGAAGAAAUACUUGAAAGUACAAGGAAUAUUAUUAAAUCUCACUAAGACCACAUUAAUGAAAUUAUGAUGAAUCCAAAAAAACCUACAGAGUUAACUUUUAUCCCACAAACAGCAUUUUGGAAGAGAAAGAUAAAAGUGAUUCCUAAAAAAUCGACAACUGGAGAAAAGAAUAACACUGCAUUAUCUAGAUUAAGUGGAUAAACUUCAAGUGUUAGCUUCUAAUUAUUCUCUAAUGAAGAUGUCUAAAAAGAGAUGCUCUAAGUAUUUAAAUAAUAUAUGGAUCAUUCAGAGCUUUUGUUAAAAAGAAAAGUGCCUAAUUCAAGCUAAGAGUAACAAGGAAAAGCUCAAAAUAAUUAAGGUUUAGCAAUGGUAUUUGAUUUUACUGAAAACUCUGCUGCUAAUGAAAAGAGCAAUGCUGGGUCAAAAAGUCUAUAAUUUGAAAAUUAAAAAUAUACACUAAUGACAAGAAUAGAUUUGUAAAUUAUGACUUUAAUACUUUAAGUUAUAAGCAAAGAAAGCAUAAAUGCUAUAUAAUCAAUAUUGAUCGACAUCAGUAAUGAAAAUGAGAAUUUAAAUGACUUUUUACGUAGCUACAUAAUUAAUAUAGGAUUUGUAGAGAUACUUGUCUGGCGCAUGAUUUAAAGCAAAGAUGAUGCUUUGCUCAUAGAACUAAGCACAAAUUUAAUGUGGAGUAUGUGUACGAAUGGGUCUCACUACAAUCAAUUUAUUUAAGACAUUAGUGAAGAUAAUGUUAUUUCAAAACUUAUAGUAAUAUUCGAAAAGUAUUCAAAUAAUUAUAAUAUUUGCGAAAAACUCUCUGUGAUUAUUUAGAGAAUAUCCUAUCAUAACAGUAACUUAAAAGAAAGGCUUACAUCUAAAUAAAUAUAAAUAUUUAAAAAUAAGCUUGUUGAAGCUGAAUAUUCUAAAGAAGAUGGUGAAUUCUUAGUUGCAAAUCUUCGUACUAUUUUGCAAAAUUUAGAAUGA
Tetrahymena thermophila SB210 is the source of this 5196-nucleotide messenger RNA. RefSeq names its product endo-1,4-beta-xylanase xylA, putative. The transcript has 2 exons. NCBI's taxonomy places the organism in Eukaryota, Ciliophora, Oligohymenophorea, Hymenostomatida, Tetrahymenidae. The record is from RefSeq and is a predicted model, not a curated record.